Brachypodium distachyon (stiff brome) is the source of this 847-nucleotide messenger RNA. RefSeq lists its product as uncharacterized. The transcript has 2 exons. Bases 117 to 599 code for a protein of 160 amino acids. The record is from RefSeq and is a predicted model, not a curated record. Lineage: Eukaryota; Viridiplantae; Streptophyta; Magnoliopsida; Poales; Poaceae.
CCCUCCUCUCUCUAUACAUAACACAGACGUACGAGACGAGCGACCAAACCAAGCCACUCACCACAAUCCACUUCCUCUUCGAUCGUUCAACAGUCUGCCGCCGAGCUAAGACGACCAUGACAUCUAUCGUCGACGCUCCGGUUCAAGGUGCAGCUGCUACUACGCGGGAUCACGAGGAGGCAGCAGCAGCUGAGGACGUGGCCAGGAAGGCGGCCGCGGCAGAGCAGGAGGCGGCGAGCCGGCGUGACGUGUUCCUGCUAGCCGGGAUCAGGAAGCUGAUCAAGAGCUUCAGGAGCCUGUCCCACAUCUUCGAGAUUUACAAGGAUGACGGCGACGAGGACGACGACGAGGACGACAUUCAGAUCGGGUUCCCCACGGACGUGCAGCACGUGGCGCACAUCGGCCUGGACGGGUCCUCCAGCAGCAACGUCGCCGGCCUGAUCAGGGGGAGGGAAGAAGCCGGGGCCUCAUGCAGGGAGCUGCUCUCCCUCUCCACAAACCUCUCGCUCGAGCAGUUCGAGUUCGCCAUGGCCUCGCUCGCCGCGCACCGGGAUCAGCGCAGCGCCGUGCUGGAGGAUCGAGCUGCUGCCCGCAAUUAAUUUAUCAUUAUCAGUCAGCAACUAAGCUACUGUAUAUCCUUCAGGGCGCCACGCACGUACGUACUGUUUGUGACGAUCGACCAUGGUCUUCCAUGGAUUUUUAUUAGUGAUUUGCGCCACCCCUGUCGCUCUUUGUGCUGCUGCUCAUUCUUGCACUUGAUGUUUUUGUGUUCAGCGUACGUUCAAGAGAGCAUUUUGCUUCACACAAAUUUCAUUACCAAAAAAUUAAUGACGUGAUGCUUAUGGUA